Molecule: messenger RNA, 1102 nt
Organism: Scheffersomyces coipomensis
Lineage: Eukaryota; Fungi; Ascomycota; Pichiomycetes; Serinales; Debaryomycetaceae
Gene: URA3
Product: orotidine-5'-phosphate decarboxylase
Exons: 1
Coding region: 154-957 (267 amino acids)
Biological process (GO): 'de novo' pyrimidine nucleobase biosynthetic process; 'de novo' UMP biosynthetic process
Molecular function (GO): orotidine-5'-phosphate decarboxylase activity; orotate phosphoribosyltransferase activity
Source: RefSeq, a predicted model, not a curated record
AUUAUCUUGUAGCAUGUUCUGCGCAAUCAGUAAAAUUUGUCUGGAGAAGAGCUUUGAAAAAAAAAAAAGAAACAUCACAAAACACAAAAAGUGAAAAUUAUCAACUUUGGUGAUACUACGUCAACUCUAAAUCUACUCACAAUCAUAUCAACCAUGGUCAAUAUCGAAUCCUACACUGCCAGAGCUAAGGUGCAUGCUUCUCCAGUUGCUCAACGUCUUUUCAACUUGAUGGACAGCAAGAAAACCAACUUGUGUGCUUCAGUUGAUGUUAAAACCACUGAAGAAUUAUUAACUUUAGUUGAUAGAUUAGGUCCAUACAUUUGUUUAGUUAAGACUCAUAUUGAUAUCAUUGAUGAUUUUUCAUUUGAAGGCACUAUCAAACCAUUAUUGGCCUUAGCCAAAAAGCAUAAUUUCUUAUUGUUUGAAGAUCGUAAAUUUGCUGAUAUUGGUAAUACUGUUAAAUCCCAAUAUUCUAGUGGAGUUUAUAAAAUUGCUCAAUGGGCUGAUAUAACCAAUGCUCAUGGUAUAACUGGGGCUGGUAUUGUCAAAGGUUUGAAGGAAGCUGCUCAAGAAACUACUGAUGAACCAAGAGGUUUAUUAAUGUUAGCUGAAUUAUCAUCCAAGGGUUCUUUAGCUUAUGGUGAAUAUACUCAAAAGACAAUUGAAAUUGCCAAGACUGAUAAGGAAUUCGUCAUUGGAUUCAUUGCUCAAAGAGAUAUGGGUGGUGCUGAUGAAGGAUUCGAUUGGAUUGUUAUGACUCCCGGUGUUGGUUUAGAUGAUAAAGGUGAUGCUUUAGGUCAACAAUAUAGAACUGUUGAUGAAGUUGUUUCAACCGGUACUGAUAUUAUUAUUGUUGGUAGAGGUUUAUUCGGUAAGGGAAGAGAUCCAGAUGUCGAAGGAAAAAGAUAUAGAGAAGCUGGUUGGAAUGCUUACUUGAAGAGAACUGGACAAUUGUAAAUGUAUAUAUAUAAUAAUAAUAACCACAAUUAAACUAUAGACAAGAAUUAAAUAAAUAAAUAAAUAAAUAUAUAUAAAAUCAAACUAUUUACAUGAGAUGUUUUAAGCAUCUAAUACUUCAUAAUCAUCAAAACUAUCAGAUAAU